This is a messenger RNA of Closterium sp. Naga37s-1, 825 nucleotides long. Lineage: Eukaryota; Viridiplantae; Streptophyta; Zygnematophyceae; Desmidiales; Closteriaceae. The record is from the annotation of a GenBank genome assembly.
AUGUCUCUGCGUCCGUCCACUGCUCCUCUGCGUGCCCCUUUGCCUUCUCCUCUGAGUCCCUCUCUUCCUGCUCUUGCCGACCCGGAGUCGGACUCUCUUCGUGCUGCCAGUCCUACUGUCACGCGUCUCCUUGCUACUGUUGUCACUGACCCUUCUUUCGAGUCUACUGCUGCGUUCUGCUCUCCUAUGGAUGCAGAGAUGGCUUCCUGGAAGUCCACAGGCACCUACGUUGACGCUGUCCCCCCUCCUGGGGCGAACAUCGUCAGUGGCAUGUGGAUCUUCAGGGUGAAGCGGCCGUCGGGUUCUCCGCCUGUCUUCAAGGCGCGUUACGUGGCUCGUGGCUUCAGUCAGCGGCAGGGAGUUGACUACUUUCAGGACCUUCUCCCCCACCCCGAAGAUGACCACUCUUCGGUCUACGGUCUCCGCCAGGCGCCACGUGAGUGGCACGACACACUGAGGACUACGCUUGCGGCUCUUGGGUUUGCUCCUUCUACUGCCGACCCGUCGCUGUUUCUACGCACCGACACCUCUCUGCCGCCGUUCUACAUCCUCGUGUACGUCGACGACUUGGUCUUUGCCACAGCUGACACUGCUGGACUCGCCUACGUGAAGUCCGAGCUGCAGAAGAGACACACGUGCACAGACCUGGGUGAACUGCGCAGCUACCUUGGCUUGCAGAUCACCCGGGACAGAGCACGCCGCACCAUUACAGACUCAGUCACACAUGGUGCAGCAGGUCCUUCAGCGCUUCGGCUUCACGUACUCCUCGCCUCAGGCCACUCCUCUGUCUACUCGCCACUCGCUCUCAGCUCUGCCUUCGGAUGA